AUGUCUAAGAUCUACGUCGGAAACCUCUCAUGGCACACCAGCGACGAGUCGCUCCGUCAGGCCUUCGGCGAGUUCGGCCAGAUUGUCGACUCUAUCGUCAUGGUUGACCGUGAGACUGGUCGCUCCCGUGGAUUCGGCUUCGUCACCUACUCUUCCGCUGAGGAGGCCGAGGCUGCCAUCAACGCUCUGAACGAGCAGGACCUCGAUGGUCGUCGCAUUCGCGUUAACCUCGCCAACGCCCGCCCCACCGGUGGCUUCGGCGGCGGUGCUGGCGGUGCCGGCGGUGGCCGCUGGUAA
Messenger RNA from Penicillium mononematosum, 297 nucleotides. RefSeq names its product RNA recognition motif domain-containing protein. The record is from RefSeq and is a predicted model, not a curated record. The transcript is spliced from 4 exons. Gene Ontology annotation, molecular function: RNA binding. Bases 1 to 297 code for a protein of 98 amino acids. Lineage: Eukaryota; Fungi; Ascomycota; Eurotiomycetes; Eurotiales; Aspergillaceae.